This is a messenger RNA of Lacerta agilis (Sand lizard), 2492 nucleotides long. RefSeq names its product zinc finger and SCAN domain-containing protein 31-like. The coding region runs from base 403 to 2454 and encodes 683 amino acids. Lineage: Eukaryota; Metazoa; Chordata; Lepidosauria; Squamata; Lacertidae. The transcript is spliced from 3 exons. Gene Ontology annotation, molecular function: DNA-binding transcription factor activity, RNA polymerase II-specific; RNA polymerase II cis-regulatory region sequence-specific DNA binding. Gene Ontology annotation, biological process: regulation of transcription by RNA polymerase II. The record is from RefSeq and is a predicted model, not a curated record.
AAAGAAUUCUGAGCCUAUCCAUAACCACACAAACAGACUCACUGCUGGUGAUUCCCUGGAAUUUGGAAUUCUAGAAACCAGGAAUGUCUGGACUCUGUGGCUGCAUUAAAAUUGAUUGUUAUGAGUGAGGUGGAAAGCUCAUUUCUGAACAUUAUUAUCAUUAACAAUUAGUCGCUGUUCUCAGAAAGGUGAAUGCAAGGCAACUUCAAAAACCAUAUUCUCUUGUGCAUCUAUUUCUCUCUUCCUCCCACCUCCCUCAAAACACCUGUCUGCAACACCUUCGGUCUUCUAUGCUUUCCUGGAGGACUCAUUUACAGAGAGAUUCAUGGACCUUGAGGAGUGACUUUAGAUGAAGAAAGCUCUUCAGAGGCUGGAUGUUCUUCCUGACAUUUGAACAGUUCAAUGGAGACCUUGAGAGUGGAGUUGAACAUGUCUGUGGAUGAAGGGGCAGCAAAGACUCCAGGAUUGCAGAAGGGAGAGCAAAACACUCCCACCAUCAAAUUGUGGACAGAUCUGGGGGAAACAAAAGCCCCACAGCUUGUAUACAUCAAGGGGAUUGGAGAAUCACAAGCUACGGUCUAUCCACGGCAGCUGAAACGUGAACCAGAAGAGGAGCUUCAGGAACGCUGGGAAGCCCAGUGGCAGGAGUUCCUCAAGACGUUGCAGGCCCCUCACUCAGAAUGGGGGAAUCCUCAGGUAUCAGAGGGGCCCUCACCAUGGGAGGAUGCUAAGGCCUUCCUGGCCUCCUUUGAGCAAGUAGCCUCAGCCUGCCGGUGGCCUCUGGACAAGUGGGUGACCCUCCUCCUACCGGCCCUCAGCGGAGAGGCCCAGCAGGCCUUCAACGGCCUCAGUGCCCGGGACAGGGGAGACUACGGGAAGGUGAAGGCAGCCAUCUUGCAAGGGGAGGCCACUUUGAGGGAGAAGCAGCGCCAGCACUUCAGGCAGUUCUGCUACCAGGAAGUGGAGGGGCCCAGAGGCGUUUACGGCCGGCUGAGGGAACUUUGCCGCCAAUGGCUGAGAGCGGAGAGACACACCAAGGAGGAGAUCUUGGAGCUGCUGAUCCUGGAGCAGUUCCUGACCAUCCUGCCCCAGGAAAUGCAGAGCUGGGUGAGGGAACAGGGCCCAGAGACCUGCGCCCAGGCGGUGGUUCUGGCAGAGAAUUUCCUGCUACAGCAGAACACGGUGAAACAGGACGGAGAGGGGCUGUGGCCCUUGGGUGCGGGACUGGCUGUGAAUCCCUCCGAGGCAGGAUUGGGUCCACCACCAAAGGCGUGGGAAAGGCAGCCUUCCAAGGAGCUCAAGCAGGAGCAAGAUGAAGAGGCAAGCUUGUUUGGUGACGGGCAGGUACAUGAGAACCAACUUGAUAAUCUUCAGCAGGGUGAUUCUGAGGUACCAGCAGGUGCAUCACUGCAAGGAGACGGCAUCUUCCGUUAUUGCAAAGAGGGAAGAAGCCUUGGGAGUCAGGAGGGACUGGAGAACAUGUGGAGAACCAAACCUGAGAAGCGCUCAGAUGAAGCCGUUCCUGUCCAUGAAGGUAACUUAGAUCAGGAGGAAACCGGAGCCCACCCCAAAAUCCACCGCUGUCACUGUGGGAAAAGUUUCCGUUGGAGCUCGAAUUUCAGGGUCCAUGAGAGAAUCCACACCGGAGAGAAGCCGUAUAAGUGUGCCGAAUGCGGGAUGAGUUUCCGUAAAUCUGCGCAGCUCAAGGCCCACGAGGGAAUCCACACUGGGGAGGUUCCCUUCCGGUGUUCCAUGUGCCAGAAGUGUUUUACAAGUGGCUCAAACCUCGUUGCCCAUGAGAGGAUUCACACUGGAGAGAAACCGUACAGGUGUACGCACUGCGGGAAAAGUUUCCGCCAGAAGGGCACCCUCACGACACACGAGAAAAUCCACAUUGGAGAGAAACCUUUCAAAUGCUCGAUGUGCGGGAAGAAUUUCCGUCAGAAGGGCACGUUGACGACGCACGAAAAGAUCCACCUGGGACAGAAGCCAUAUAAGUGCUCCGCGUGUGGGAAGAAUUUCCGGACCUCUGCGGACCUGAGGGUCCAUGAAAGGAUUCACACUGGAGUGAAACCAUAUCAGUGUGCCGUGUGCCAGAAGAGUUUCACCGAUGGCUCAAAUCUCAUUACCCACGAACGAAUCCACACGGGAGUGAAACCAUAUCGGUGUGGGCGCUGUGGGAAGAGCUUUUGUCAGAAGUCGGGCCUUAUGACACAUGAACGAGUUCACACUGGGGUCCACCCUUAUAAGCGCCCAGCUUGUAGGAAGGGUUUGUCUGGUGGCGCAAGUGGAAGUGUGCGCCAGGAAACGAACCCCGGAGACAACUUGCAUAUGAGUGCUGAUUGUGGGGAGGGCUUCAGUGACCUAGGGCAUGUGAGAAGAGAAGAGCCAAAUAUAAGAGAACAGCCGUGUGGGCUAUUGGAAAAGAGUUCGGAUGGAGCAUCAACCUUCUGACUCUAGAGAGAAUCCACAACGCGGUGAAGCCAUAUGUG